This is a messenger RNA of Dichotomopilus funicola, 3360 nucleotides long. Its product is annotated as clasp N terminal-domain-containing protein. Lineage: Eukaryota; Fungi; Ascomycota; Sordariomycetes; Sordariales; Chaetomiaceae. The coding region runs from base 1 to 3360 and encodes 1119 amino acids. The transcript is spliced from 4 exons. The record is from RefSeq and is a predicted model, not a curated record. Gene Ontology annotation, molecular function: microtubule binding. Gene Ontology annotation, biological process: mitotic spindle assembly; astral microtubule depolymerization. Gene Ontology annotation, cellular component: cytoplasmic microtubule; mitotic spindle midzone; mitotic spindle.
AUGUCAGAAAGAAUGACCGACGAAGAGGUCGCCGACCUUAUCGCCCUCUUACGCACCGAUGCAUCUAUCGACACCAAGGUCCAGCAGGUCACAGCGAUUAAGUCAAGCAUCAAACAGCAAACCGUCCCCGACUCCUGUAUACUCCCAGUAUUCGAAGCUUUGCGCGUCGCGUCGAGCUCCCAACAUGCGCUCCUUGUCAACGCCGGGUUCACGGCGCUUAACCACCUUUUCACGCGACUUGUGCGACAGGAUCCCAAGUCCCUGACGAAGGAAGGCAGCCGCACAUUGCCUCUGAUUGUUGAGAAGCUAGGGGACCAAAAGGAAAAAUUCCGCCAGCUGGCUAUGCAAGCUUUGGCGACUCUCUACAAGGUGGCGCCGGUGGAAGUCGAGCGCUCGGUGCGCAACAUUGCCAUGGUGGGCAAGAGCACAAGAGCGAAAGAAGCCAGCAUGCAUUGGCUUUUGCAGAUGCACCAGGAGAACGGACUCCAGUUUCGAGCCUACGUCCCAACUUUGAUGGAGCUGCUUGAAGAUGCCGACGGGAUGGUUCGGGAUGUGGCCAAGACGACCGUGAUUGAGCUAUUCAAGAACGCCCCCGGACCGGCCAAAUCCGAUCUCAAGAAACAGCUCAAGAAUUUCAAGAUCCGCCCGGCUAUUGAGCAGGCGAUCGUGAAGGAGCUCAACCCACCGAGUUCCGCUCCCAACGCGGCACCCGAGACCGUGGAGCCAUCCUACGUCAACACGUCGCGUGAGCUGGAGGAGAUCUUUAGAGAGAUGCACGGCUAUUUCGACGGCAAAGAGACAGAACACAACUGGAUGAGGCGAGAGGAAAGCAUGACUAGACUUCGGCGGCUCAUGGCUGGGAAUGCGGCGACUGAUUUCCAUGAUCCGUUCCUGGCCGGCCUGCGGGCCCUCCUCGACGGGAUUAUCAAGGGUGUGGUGUCACUCCGGACCAGCCUUUCCAAAGAAGCCUGCAGUUUGGUGCAAGAUACUGCCCGGGUUUACGGCCCAGCGAUGGAUCCCAUGGUGGAAAUCAUCAUGCAAACCUUCAUUAAACUCACCGCCGCGACCAAGAAGAUUGCUUCCGCCCAAGCAAACACAACCGUCGAUAUCAUCGUAUCCAAAGUAACGUACAACACUCGCAUUAUGCAGCACAUUUGGUUUGCGUGUCAGGACAAGAACGUACAACCACGGCUUUACGCCAGCGGGUGGUUGAAAACCGUUCUAAACAAGGAGGCUCACCAUAAAAAUCAUGUUGAGCACACGGGUGGCCUAGACCUGAUUGAGAAGUGCAUCAAGAAGGGCCUAGCCGAUGCCAACCCCGGCGUCAGGGAGAAGAUGCGGGCGACAUACUGGGUGUUUGCAGGCAUCUGGCCAGCCAGGGCCGAGGCAAUCAUGGACGGACUCGAUUCGACCGCGGCCAGGUUAUUGCAAAACGACCCCAACAACCCGAAGUCGCCUAAGAAGCCAGAGGGCGGGGUGCGGCCAGGCUUGGGUUUAUCGAAAAGCACAAUGGGGACCUCGAGGCCAAGCGUGCGGGAAGCCAUGAUGGCACAGAAGCGGGCCAUGACUACUGCAACUGCUACCAAGACUCUCCCGAGUCGCCCUGGGUCGGCUAUGUCGCACUUCUCUCCGGCCAAGUCAACGUCAGCAGCUACGCAUGGGACCUCUGCCACCGCCACUGUGCGAACGAGGCCGGAGUCAACGCUUUCCACAGGGGGUAUCUCCGGCGCCCCGAUGCGGCCCGGGAGGAGGCGGCCCGAGAUGGCAGCACGACCGGCCACGGCGGGACCUUACUCUGUUAGGAGCCACGAUCAGCCGUCAGCCGAACAAACGAGCCCCCCCAGCCGUCCAAGGCCGAAAGCGGUCACACCGAAGUCAAUUUCAUCCUCACCAAAACGGACAGUUCCCAAGACAGUCCGGCCAUUCCAACCCGCCAGCCCCGAGGACCCCCGGCUUCCCACACCCACCAAACUCGGGACUCCAAAGGGGCUGGGAUCUCCUCAGUCUACUCCUUCGAGAAUGGUACCGCCCGUCCUCAACCCACCCUCCAGCAGCCCGUCGAAAGCCCAUGAGGAGUUCAGCCUGGUCGUCCCUGUCCUAAAUAGCGCCGCAUCGCCUCUCGGGGGAGAACAGCCCACGGUGCCUUUAGCCAUGGACGAGGAUAUGGAAAUGAGCAUUUCCGACACGCGCAGACCGCUUGCCGAAGCGCCUCUCUUAGUACCUGAUAUCCCGCCGCAGACUUCUGCUGAUCUUCGCGAAGUUGUUGACCCGGUGGCCGCCUCGCCGCCUGUGGUGGAAGCAGCCUCCCCUACCCCACCCAGCGCGGUGCGGUCAUUGGAAGUCUACGAGGACCCCAUGACAAGAGAGCAGCAAGUGCCGUUGCCCAAGCCUAUGCUCGGCCCCGUUCUCGGGGAUCGAUCCGUCAACGAGGACGCGGCGAUUCUGCAGCAGGCCGCGCAACAGCACCAGAAGCAACAAGAGAAUGGCGAGCUCACCGGCUCUGUUCUCUCACCAGAAAAGAUCAAGCAAAAUACGCGCCUCUUGGACAGCGGUAUCUCCAAGGUUCAGCAAAGGUCCCUUGAUGUCCACGGCUUCCGCAAACUGCAAGGCAUCAUCCGCGACAGCGACACAACCAAGUCGCCCGCCGGCACCCCCCCGCUCCUCACCGACGCCAAGUUCGACGCCCUCCUCGCUGGUCUCUUCGACUACCUCGAGUCGCCUCUGGCCGCCCUGACCCCGGAAAAGACCCAGGAUGUCAAAGCCCAGGUUCUGGCCACCAUCAGGCUGCUCCUCAAGCGCAUGCGCGCGUCCUUCCAGCCGCAUAUAGCACGAGGCCUCGAGAGCCUCCUUCGCGCGCGUGCCGCGUAUGAGGGCCGCACGCAUAUCGUCAGCGGUCUGGAGCUGCUGGCGGCUGAUCUGGCUGCCCUAGGCGACGCAUCAGAGAUUGUCAUCGUCUUGUGCCGUAUGCUCAGUAGCAACCUGCCGGGCGCCAUAGACGACGACGGUCAGCACGCCGGCGAGGACAAACCCGUUGCGCCCCCAUCCACCACCCCUUCCGACCGCUCCCUCAGCAUGGGCUUGCACGUCCUCAAAGAGCUGAUGGAUGUGCGCGGGCCUGGGUUCGUGCCCACCGACAACGAGCUGGACGCGCUUGCCGGUCUUGUCGGCGCGUGCCUAGAGAGUGCUGAGUCGGCGGUGCGUAUGGAUGCGGUGCUCCUGUGCGUCGCGUUGCAUGCGCGCGUGGGCGAUGUGCGCUUCUGGGAGGCCAUUCGGGCGAGAGGUGUCAAGGAGGACCCAAAGAGCUUGAUUACGUACUAUAUUGUGCGGAAGCAGAGGGAGGUUGGCACUGUCGUGGGAUAG